This is a messenger RNA of Cercospora beticola, 1503 nucleotides long. RefSeq lists its product as uncharacterized. Lineage: Eukaryota; Fungi; Ascomycota; Dothideomycetes; Mycosphaerellales; Mycosphaerellaceae. The record is from RefSeq and is a predicted model, not a curated record.
AGACCUCUUCCUCUUCGCUUGCCACCGUCGGUCUUCUUGACAACCAUGUUUGUUACACGACAGCUACGCAUAGACGCCUUCCUCUUUCAUUUACUUCUGUUCAAUGUAUACGCACUUGUUGAAGGCGGAGUCGCUCCUCACCGUUCACUGAUCACGCCCACGCCGGCAGUCCGCGGGCAAGACGAUGCUCACCAAGCCUUGCGUAGACAGCUCGCCACUACUUCUCUGGCGGAUACGUGUGGAUAUGUGAAUGCAGCAGUGUUGGAACCUCGGGGAUGCGCGCAGGGCUACACCUGCUACGCUGAGAGCAGCCUUAGCGUUGCCGGUGGCUGCUGUCGCCUUGGUGAUGCUGCGAAUUGCCAACUCCCUACGGCUUGCGUCGCGCAGGCGGACAGAUCAAGUUCCUGUGACAGCUCAUGUAGUGCAGAUGAGCGAACAACGAAGUGUGAUUUGGCUUCCCCUUACUGCUACACAAACUACUGGCCUACACCAGGCCAGACGUUUUCGGAAGUCGGCUGUACUACAGCCCAAGGUCAAUUCGCGUACGUGUAUAGCACGUACACUGGAUUCGGAGCCGAGAUAGAAGAUCUUACCACUGGGUCUCAAGCAACCAAUCCUCCAAUCUCAGCAACAAAUACCAACGUCAACACUGGCGACUCUGAGCAGACUGGCAGUAGCUCCCCAUCCGGCACCUCGGUCGCAGCUGGCAGUGAUGACAACGGAGGCUCGAGUGGUUCCUCGACGAACACAGGCGCGAUAGCGGGCGGUGUAGUAGGCGGUGUUGCGGUGCUUGGUCUGAUCGCAGCACUGAUCACCUGGAUCGUGCUCCGCAACCGAAGAAAAGAGCGAGCAGCCAUGGCGACAGCAGGCGGCUCUGGUGAUGGCCAAGGGGAGUUUAAUGGCAACAACGAGCUCAAGCCUCCACAGGAACAUAUCAUUGCUGUAUCGCCAAGUUCUUCGCACACACUUCCGCGGAGACCAGUGGGACAGGAGUUGCAGGCGGGAGUCGACAGACACGAAGUCGCUGGCUAUGCGGAGGCGAGGGAGCUACAGAACCAACCUAGGAGGGUUCCAGAACUUCCAUGAGAAAUCGACGUGCGUAGCCAGCACAAACAAUAGCUGAAAGACCACCAUGCCUGUCAGCAAGCAAGAAUUGAGUUUGUCGUACGUACGCCAUUUGGUCUGUUUGCUUUGCGAAUGGAUAUAACAGUGAGAUUCUCAUCUGUAUUCCCUCAGUCCCUCAGCCGCUUCGCAGAAUCAUCCCAGUAGGUAAAAACAGUCAUAGACUAAAUCGGCCAGAUUGUCGAGCAGAUUUGCUGAACACGGGCACAUCAGACCCGAGAUUAGCUUCAUCAGCAUGUGCUCAGCAACACAAUUGCAGUGCCGAAUUUGCAACGGCAAACACGUCCGAAUCAUCCAUUGCGGAAAGAACGGCAAGCACACAGCCAUCAUGCCCAAGCGUUGCCGUGAGAACCUCGAGAUCCGGGCCGAACACAAGAUCAA